GGUUGAUGUUCGAUUUUCUUAUUACGAUUGUAUAAAAAGAGAAGUAAACAAUCAAUUUUGCAACAAAAAGUGUGGUAAUGAAAAAUAGGAAACACAUGUGUAAUCAUUUGCAGAGAUACUAAAAGAAGGCCAAACAUAAAACAUAAUUGUGUGAAAGUUAAUUGAAAGCUAAAUAUAUAAAUAACUAAAUAUUAAACAUAUGAGUUAAUCAAAUCUACAAAGUAUUUGUUAGCAUUAUCAAUAUCGGCACAACGGUAGAGCAGAAAAGAGAAAGUAAUUGGAUGUUUAAUUGAAAAUUAGGUUGACGUUGAUGCCUUUCGGUGCGCUGGAAUUGUGUAAAAGAAGUAAAGCAGUAACACCGCAAGGGAGUUGAAUGACACAGCGCUGUCCACUGCGAUUUGUAUACAGUGGAUAGCAUUUUGUUUUGUUGGCGCAUACGCAGAUCUACACAUAGGCGCUAUCUGGUUCUGUGUUUUGUUGCGGUUAAAAACAAACAGUUGCCAGAAGCAGCAUAGAAGCACAACAUGGAAUAUUUACAGGACUUGGCAAAAAAUCUGCUGGAUUUUCUUUCCACCUACAUUGACUUGGACUACUCGCUAUGGCUUUACCGGCUGCUUUGGCCGCUAAUUGUAACAUUCCUGCUUCCGAUGGUCUUCGUGGCACUAAUUUACAUAUCAUUUGUGAUGUUAUUCAUUUACAAAUUGCACAGAGAGGUGAUAAUGCGUGCCGUACGCACCGAUCGCAAAUUCUGGGAAUUCGGUCGGAAAUUGGUCGCCGCAUUGUGGGAUGCACAUGCGCGCAUUUAUCACGGCUACGAAGUAAUAGGCAUGGAGAAUAUACCAGAGACUGGACCAGCACUGAUUGUCUACUAUCAUGGCGCUAUACCCAUUGAUAUGUAUUACCUGAAUUCACGCAUAAUAUUGCAAAAGGAUCGGCUGAUAUACACGAUUGGCGAUCGUUUCCUAUUCAAAUUGCCCGGUUGGGGCACCAUAUCCGAGGCAUUCCAUAUAAGUCCCGGCACGGUGCAAUCGUGUGUUGGCAUACUGAAGGAGGGCAAUAUGCUGGCCAUAUCGCCGGGGGGCGUUUACGAGGCACAAUUCGGCGAUCACUAUUACGAGCUGUUGUGGCGCAAUCGUCUCGGUUUUGCGAAGGUCGCAUUGGAAGCUAAGGUGCCGAUUAUACCUUGUUUUACACAAAAUUUACGUGAAGGUUUUCGUCAAUUGGGUAUUUUUCGCAAUUUCUUCAUGAAACUCUAUAAUGCGGUGCGCAUACCAGUCUAUCCGAUCUAUGGUGGAUUUCCGGUGAAGUUUCGCACAUUUGUCGGUCGGCCGUUGGAGUAUGAUGGCACGCUUACGCCGGAGGAAUUGCAAUUGAAGGUGGCUGCCGCUUUGGAGGAGUUGAUAAACAAGAACCAACGCAUACCCGGCAGCAUAUUUCACGCGCUGCUCGAUCGCUUUCCGCCAUUUCGUAGUAAAACAAAAAUGUAAAAACGAAAUUUUGCUUCAUUUAAUUAUUUAUGUGCUUAGUGUAAAGGUGUGUUCCCGUAUCAGCAAUUGUUUACACCGAUUGCAGCAAAUAUCCAUAGUAUACUCUCUAGUGUUAUUUAAGUUUUUCUUUCAUUUCUUUUGAGGGGAGGGAAACGCAAAGACUAUCCGCUAUCUAUAGAAGUAAUUUUAUUGCGCGUAUUUUUGGCAACUUUGAGGAGAAAAAAUAAAAUUAAAAGUAAAAAUGUAAACAAAGUAUACAAUAGAUAAUUAUAAGUAAUAGAAGAACAGUCGUAUGAAACGUCAAACUGCAUCUAAAAAUAUUAUUAUUUAUGACAUAAUAGUGUAUCACUAAUCCAUCUACAGGCACGCUAAUUAAAGUUCAGCUUUCCAUGUUUCCAUAAAUAGCCCUAAGUGUACUUAAUAAAGCAGAACAAUUUUCUAUUAAUUUAUUAUCUAUAAACUCUAGUUAAUUUUAGCUUAACCAGGGGGUUUAGGGGAUUUCUAUUAAUACAUAUUUGCACCUCGGUGCUUACAGUGAAAUUAACAGGCGCCAGAAUAGGGUACGCAUAUUUUUUAAAUAAGUUAUACUUUAUGUAAACAUGUAAAAAAAUUUUUAAACAAAUAUAUCAAAGAAAAACAAUUCAAUUGUAGUUUAAGAGUGUGUACACAUAAAUGUUUACUUAUUUUACUUACAUUCGUACAUACAUACAUACAUAUAUGUAUUAAUUCAGCGGUAUUGACAUUGUUGCCUCAGUAAAUGCUUAGUGUGACGUAAAUAAGAAAUUAAAAUAAAUAAUCUUAAUUUAUUGUGUAUUAUAUGGCGUGUGGAAAUUAAAAGUAUUU
This is a messenger RNA of Bactrocera latifrons, 2330 nucleotides long. RefSeq names its product transmembrane protein 68. The record is from RefSeq and is a predicted model, not a curated record. NCBI's taxonomy places the organism in Eukaryota, Metazoa, Arthropoda, Insecta, Diptera, Tephritidae. Gene Ontology annotation, cellular component: membrane. Bases 525 to 1487 code for a protein of 320 amino acids. Gene Ontology annotation, molecular function: acyltransferase activity. The transcript is spliced from 5 exons.